AUGCCAAUCGUCUCAAAAACCAUCCUCUAUUCUUUCUUUUAUUUCUUUCUUUUUCCUUUUUUCUUUCUUCUUUUCUUUUUCUUUCUUUUUCUUUCCCAUCUUUUUUUUAUUUCUUUUUCUUCUUCAUUCUUUCUACUUUUCUCUUUCUUCUUUUUCCUCAUAUUCGUUUUUCUUUCUUCGUCUUCUUUCUUUCUUUUUCUUUAUAUUUCUUUUCCUUUCUUUCUUUCUUCCUCUUCUUCUUCUUUCUACAUCUUUUUCCUUUCUUUCUCUUUUUUCAUUCUUUCUUUUUUUCUUUCUAAUUUUCUUCAUAUUCUGUCUUUCCCCUACUUUUUUCUUUCUUCUUUUUUCUUUUCUUCUUCUUCUUUCUUUCUUAUUUUGUCCUUUUCUUUUUUUUUCCUCCUCUUUUUUCUUUCUUUUUUCUUCUUUUUUCUUUUUUCUUUUUUAUUUCUUUCUUUCUUUUUUCUUUUUUCAUUUCCUUUCCUCAUAUUCUUUCUUUCUUUUCUUUUACUUCUUUUUCUUUCUUCUUUUCCUCAUAUUCUUUCUUUCUUCUACAUUUUUCUCCUUUCUUUCUUCUUCUUUCUUUCUUCUUUUUCUUUUAUCUUUUUUCUUUCUUUCUUUUUUUUCUUCGUUUCCUUUCCUCAUAUUUUUUCUUUCUUUUCUUUUACCUCUUUUUCUAUCUUCUCCUUUUUUUAUCUUUCCUCUUUUUCUUUCUUCUUUUUCUUUCCUCCCGUGCUUUCUUUUCUUCAAUCUUUCUUUUUUCUUUCUUCUACUUUCUUUGUUCACUUUUCUUUUUUCUUUCUUUCAUCAAUUUCUUUAUUUGUUCAUCUACUUUGUUACUAA
Acanthosepion pharaonis is the source of this 840-nucleotide messenger RNA. The record is from the annotation of a GenBank genome assembly. Lineage: Eukaryota; Metazoa; Mollusca; Cephalopoda; Sepiida; Sepiidae.